Rosa chinensis is the source of this 1601-nucleotide messenger RNA. Its product is annotated as WAT1-related protein At1g25270. The record is from RefSeq and is a predicted model, not a curated record. NCBI's taxonomy places the organism in Eukaryota, Viridiplantae, Streptophyta, Magnoliopsida, Rosales, Rosaceae. Gene Ontology annotation, molecular function: transmembrane transporter activity. Gene Ontology annotation, cellular component: plasma membrane. Bases 112 to 1275 code for a protein of 387 amino acids. The transcript is spliced from 7 exons.
CCUCAACCCUAAGCCUGAAAAGAAUAAUCACAAUACUGAUCGAUACUAAUCUGAUAGGCGGCUAGCUACUGAUCAUUCUCUCAUAUUAAGAGAGAAGAUCGAUAGGACACCAUGCAGAAUUGUAAGGCAAUGGAGGGGAUGAAGCCUGUUAUGGUUAUGGUGUUGGUUCAGAGUCUAUUUGCAGGGAUGAAUGUAUUGUACAAAUUAGUGGCAAAUGAUGGCAUAAAUUUCAGGAUUCUCAUUGCCUACCGCAUGGUGUUUGCUGCUGCCUUCAUGACUCCUCUUGCUCUCGUUUUCGAAAUAAGGAAAAGCUGGAGAAACCUUACAUGGACUGUACUCUUUCAGUCUUUUCUAACUGGGCUAUUUGGGGGAACAGUAGCACAAAAUUUGUAUAUCGAGAGCCUAGCCAAAACAUCAGCAACAUAUUCAGUAGCUAUAUUUAACCUUGUUCCAGCGAUUACGUUUAUCCUUUCCACUUCUUUGAGAAUGGAGAAAUUGGCCAUUCGAACUCAUGCCGGGAAAGCUAAAGUUGUCGGAACAAUUUUGGGGAUAGGGGGGGCUAUGCUUUUCACCUUCUACAAAGGCUUUCAGAUUAAUAUUUGGUCUACAAACAUUAAUCUUCUACGCCAUUACGGUGACAAAAACAACCAUGGUCAAGCUCCAUCAUCAGCAAACAAGGACUCGGGAAGUAUUUUGUUAGGCUCAGGCAUGGCUCUGGGUAGCUGUACAUCUUUCGCUAUUUGGCUUAUAAUCCAGGCAAAAAUGAAUAAGGGAUAUCCCUACCUAUACUCGAGCACAGCUCUAAUGGCCUUCAUGGGAUCAGUUCAAUCUGUAGCUUUUUCCAUUUGCAUGGAUAGGGAUUGGAAGCAGUGGAAGUUGGGAUGGAACAUUCAACUUCUUGCAAUGUCCUAUUCGGGUAUUUUCAACUCUGGAAUUGCUGUGACUCUAAUGGCAUGGUGCGUAAAGAAGGGAGGACCAGUGUUCGUUGCAAGUUUUCAGCCUCUCUUGCUUGUGAUGGUUGCAGUUGCUGGGUCUCUGCUUCUGGAUGAGAAGUUGCACCUUGGAAGUGUACUAGGUGGAUUGCUGGUUGUGAGUGGACUAUACAUGGUAUUGUGGGGUAAGAGUAAGGAAAUGAAGAAUCAGAUAACUCCAUUACCGGCGACAGCAAGCCUCCAAUGCCAAGAUGAACACCAAUCUCCUACGAUCGAAGUCAUUACAUCAUCUUCUAUGGAGGACAUGAACCACAUCAAUGACAGAAAUGUGACAAAUAAUUGAUAACCUUAAUGGUUUUCAGUUCCAGAUGUUGCUUCAACUGCGACGGAUGAAGAGUUUAAAUAAGGAAUAUGCACAGGGCAGGUGUGAAGAGUACGUGCAAGAGUGCUGCUAAAAGUAUACGUACAUGGACCAUUUGCUGCUCAACUGGUUGGUACGUAGCCUAAAGCAGUCGGCUGGAAUAAUCGUGUUUCAUGUAAUGCAUUACUUUGUGAGAGAUUUAAUCUUGUUGGAAGUAGAAACAGUUUGAAGUAGAGUAGUUGCUACGUUAUGCAAGUGAAUGAAGAGAUAGGAUCUAAUUCUAACAGCUGCAGAGUUUUGGAUUUCUU